GACUCAAAAAAGCAGCACACCCCACACACACUUCUUUCGCCUAAUGCAAAGCAACCUGAAAACGAUGUCACAAUACUAUGCCACCCUGAUUGCAGUAACGAUCUGCUUCACGCAGAUAAAAUUGAAAAAGAAUUAGUUAAAAACAACUUUAAAGUUGUAAAGGAUUAUGAGGGAGGAAAUGAACCAGGGCUGACAAUAAAGCCAGCGAAGUGGUACAUUUUGGUGGUAUCGAAAACAACAUUUAACUCGACUAAUCUAACUGCUUUCAAAUGUGCAGCGUGUUUAGACAACAGUAUAACAAAUGAUUCAGUUAGCGUUUUACCUGUUUUGGUUGGAGUUGAACCUUGCGAAAUCCCGGCAAUGAUUAGAUGGGUCACAAUGAUCAGUGUGACCGACCAUAAUUACCUUGAAGCCAUACUACAAAUUGUGAAAGGACAGCCUGUAAGGAUGCAAGACAAAAUACCCUGUGGAGAUGUUGCAACAGGUCUAGCGUGGGCAUGUUAUAUUAAUUACCUGUCAAUCACAAUGGAACCAGGUUUACGUGAUAGAAUUGUGAAACUGAUGAAAAGUAAAGAUGUCAUGUGUGACUGCAUUGAGAAGUUGUUUAUCAUAGUGCCGCUAUCUUGUAAAACAGAACCAAAGCUUGCAGAAAAGGCCAAUGAAACAAGUGAGACACCAGUAAUACAGUAUGUUGGAAAAAGUGAAGUGGUGGAAAAGGAGUUGGCCGGUCAGCAUCGUACAUUUUAUAUUCACAUGUAUAAAUAUACCGACCCAGAAACUGAAAAUAGUGUGUGCUUUAUGAGUGAAUAUUGUGCGGCAAUCAAUAAUAUCAAAGAAAUGGGCAAUCUUCCAUUUUCUGGAAUAACAAGGGAGGACAUGAGCAGACAGUGUGAAAAGUUUGUAGAAGUAAUGGAAGAUAUUAUGAAUAGAAAGGCAGUGAAGGAUAAACUCGGAGACAUCAGCAAACUUGUUCACUUUGUUUUCUAUGACGAUUCGAAACAGACAUUGAUUGAAGCUAUAAAGGAACAGAUCAUUGGGGGAGAUUACAAUAUGAUUUGCAGAAAAGAUCAUUAUCAUUAUUUUCUACUUAACGUUACCGUAGAAGAAGGCAGAGAGGAAGAAGUUGACAGUAAUACCAAGGUUAAAGAUUCAUUGGUUGGGGACCAGGUUAGUGCAAGAAGCUCUUCCUCCAAAGAAAAAACCAUGAGCAGGGAGAAGAGACGGGGUAUUUGUAGCACUGAAGAUGUUCAGAAGGGGCGCUUCUUGGAAAUUGAGGAGGAAAAGCUGGCCUUGGCAAGGGAGACCUUGGAAUUAAAGAAAAGAAAAGUCCAGCUUCUGGAGGAGAGUGUUUCUUUCCAGAAGAGAACUGCAGAAGCUGUAGAGUCAAUGCUGCAUAUUUUGCGUGAUAAACAAAUUGAAAGCUUAUUAAGUAAUACUCUUCUUGAAUGUUAG
This is a messenger RNA of Ruditapes philippinarum (Manila clam), 1452 nucleotides long. RefSeq lists its product as uncharacterized. Gene Ontology annotation, cellular component: autophagosome; endoplasmic reticulum membrane. Gene Ontology annotation, biological process: reticulophagy; activation of innate immune response; autophagosome assembly. The transcript is spliced from 10 exons. Lineage: Eukaryota; Metazoa; Mollusca; Bivalvia; Venerida; Veneridae. The record is from RefSeq and is a predicted model, not a curated record. Gene Ontology annotation, molecular function: cyclic-di-GMP binding; 2',3'-cyclic GMP-AMP binding. The annotation marks the transcript as partial.